Messenger RNA from Vombatus ursinus (common wombat), 832 nucleotides. It is a transcript of the gene BET1, whose product is annotated as Bet1 golgi vesicular membrane trafficking protein. Gene Ontology annotation, molecular function: SNAP receptor activity. Gene Ontology annotation, biological process: vesicle fusion with Golgi apparatus; endoplasmic reticulum to Golgi vesicle-mediated transport. Lineage: Eukaryota; Metazoa; Chordata; Mammalia; Diprotodontia; Vombatidae. Bases 65 to 769 code for a protein of 234 amino acids. The record is from RefSeq and is a predicted model, not a curated record. The transcript is spliced from 5 exons. Gene Ontology annotation, cellular component: Golgi trans cisterna; SNARE complex.
ACUUCGGCGCUGACGUGGCGGGAGCGAGGACGGGGUUUGGGGCUCCUCGGGUUUGGGGGUCACGAUGCGGCGCGCGGGCCUCGGCGAAGGUGGGCCACCUGCUGGGCACCACGGCUAUGCCAACAGUGGCUACAGCUCCUUGGAAGAGGAGAACGCCCGCCUGACGGAGAGCCUGCGCACCAAGGUGACCGCCAUCAAGUCGCUUUCCAUCGAAAUCGGGCACGAAGUGAAGCAUCAGAACAAGAUGUUGGCAGAAAUGGACUCAGAGUUCGAUUCGACCACCGGCUUUCUGAGCAAGACCAUGGGGAGGCUGAAGGUCCUGUCCCGAGGGAGCCAGGCUAAGCUCCUGGCCUACAUGGCCCUUUUCUCCUGCUUCGUCUUCUUUGUCAUUUAUUGGAUCAUUAAACUGAGAACCCAAAGCAGAUUUGCCAGCCGAGGAAGUGUGAUGAUGAAUUUCUCAGGCUAUGACUUCCGCCUCCUGUGGCCGAGUUGUGGGGCGAAAGAUGAUUCCUUGGAUCCCGGUGGGUCGAGGUCGCUGCCUGGCUUUCGGGCUGCUCUUCUGGUUUGGGCAUCUCAGCCGCGGCUCGGCCCCAGCUCUGGUCCCCUUGGAUCGCUGCUGUUUCCUCAUGGAGAUGAGGGCGUGGCAGAAGAGCCCUGGGGAGAAUCGCGCACCCAACUUCCAGGAACUGUCUUCUUUGGACAAUCUAAAAAUAAAUUUGCUUUAAAAGCAACAAAAGCUUGUUGGUACCUGGUUGUCAAAUUGCUUUAGAAUGAAAACACCUGUAAUUUAAUUCUUGUGUAACUGGGUUAGAAAUAAAGGUCUGUCAGCAUC